AUGUAUGGGCAGAAAAAUGUUCGUUAUAUUAGGUUGAAAAUUAUGGAUGAACAAGCAAAUAAUGAAGCAGAAAUAAUUAACAACAACGAACAACAUGAUAAUGUUUCUAAUGCCAAUGCAAGUGUGCCAACUACUCCUACAAUAGUGAAUAUUGGCCUUGUAAAAACUUUUCGAAUGAUGAAGGAAAUACUUGGAGGUUAUGAUAAUGUUGGAGCUUCCAAGCAAGAUUUUAAAAUUUUUCACAUAGAUUUAAAAGCAUUCAUUCAAGGGUCCGAUGCUCAAAUGUACAACAUGGUAUUUACUCCAUUUACAGAGGUUGAUCAUCACAAGAGUUGUAUCACUUUUGCGGCUGGUUUCAUAGCAAAGAAAGAUAUUGAAUCAUUUGAGUGGCUUUUCAAAACAUUUCUAAAGGCAAUGGGCAAUAAUGAACCUAAUUGUUUGAUCACAGAUCAAGAUCAAGAUCCAGCUAUGAAAGUUGCUAUUAGUAGAGUGUUUCAAAAAUCUGAACAUCGGUUCUGUAUGUGGCAUAUAAUGAAAAAGUUGCCCGAUAAAGUAGGGCGAGCAAUCACAAAGGAGGAAACAGGAUUCCUGAAAAAAAUAUGUGCCUGUGUUUGGCAUCUUGAAAUUGAGCCAGAUGAGUUUGAAGAAAGGUGGAAUAAGGUGAUGGUUGAGUUUGAAUUGGAAGGAAAUGAGUGGUUGUGUUAUAUGUACGAGAUAAGGGAUAAGUGGAUUCCGACAUAUUUCAGAGAUGUGUUCCUGGGAGGAAUAAUGCGUACCACAUCAAGAUCAGAAAGUGAAAAUAACUUUUUUUGCUCCUUUAUCAAUCCUCACGUGUCACUUGUUGAGUUUUACAUGAGAUAUGAAGCUGCAAUUAAUGCCCAAAGACACACUCAAGGUCAAAAUGACAAUGAUUCAAAGCACAAAUACCCAGAGUGCAAGACACCACUAGGGAUAGAAAAGUAUGCCUCAACCAUAUACACUAUUUCUGUUUUUUAUGAUUUCCAAUAUGAGGUAGAAAUGGCUUGUUUUUCUUGUGGGUGUGAAGAGUUUAAGAGAGAAAAUGGAUUAGAAAUUGCAAAAGUAAGUGAAGGGGGUCGGAGUAGAACAUUUGAUGUUGUGUUUAAUCCGACUAACCAAGAGACAACAUGUUCUUGCAAGUUGUUUAAUAGAUGGACUACUAUGGCAACGAAAAGACCAAUAUUUGACCUGGGAGGAAAUCUGUUGGAACAAUGUGCUAAUAUAGACAAGAAAAAGUUGUUGAAUAAGUUGUGGUCAGAGAUACAUAAUUGUGUUAGUUUGGCAGAGGGUGACGAUGAUGAUAUAAAAGACCUUGUGAUUAAUUUUCGAGGAUUGAGGCUGGAUUUGGAAGCUAAGAGGAAUGCAAGAAGUAAUGGUGAAAGGAAUGCAACUAACAAAGAAAAAGACAUAGAACUAUUAAUUGGAGCUAGUGUUCCAACUGAAAUAUCUAUCAAACCUCCAAAAAUUUCGAAGAACAAAGGCACAGGAGUUCAUUUGUCAAAUACUGAAACGAGAUCUGUAGAGACUUCAAAUGUUGAAACAAGAUCUGUAGAGACUUCAAAUGUUGAAACAAGAUUUGGAAGUGGAAAAAGACUAAAGGGAGACAAAGAAAAGGAAGUAGAACAAAAUCAGAAAAAAAGAGGUUAUGCAAAGGUUGUAGGGAAUUGA
Chenopodium quinoa (quinoa) is the source of this 1686-nucleotide messenger RNA. Its product is annotated as protein FAR1-RELATED SEQUENCE 1-like. The transcript is spliced from 6 exons. NCBI's taxonomy places the organism in Eukaryota, Viridiplantae, Streptophyta, Magnoliopsida, Caryophyllales, Amaranthaceae. Gene Ontology annotation, biological process: regulation of DNA-templated transcription. The coding region runs from base 1 to 1686 and encodes 561 amino acids. The record is from RefSeq and is a predicted model, not a curated record.